CUUUUUAGAAUUUUUUAUUAUUAUUUUUUUUGUCCGUUUAAAAAAAAAAAUUUAAAACGGAACUAAUCGCGGAUCGCCACGUGUUGUGGAACCCGCGAAUAGUGUAAGGAUUCACUAAUAAUCAGUCCUUAAUUAAAGAUUUUAAGUAUCCAAUCCUUGACAAAAUGUAAGCUCCACCAAAUAUCUUAAUAUUAUUUUGCUAAAGAUUCUAGUCUAAAAUCUUUCAUUGGAUGUGCUCUAAUGGUGGGCAAGUAUCAUGGUCCUAAUGAUGAUUAUCAUAGGAUCACACAGAGAAGAGGAGUAUCAAUCAAGAAAGAAAUACUUUACCCUUAUCCCUUGCCCGAUUUUGCCGGCGUUUGAGACUUUUCACGUUCGACGGUCAUCUCUUUUUCUUUUAAACAUAUAAACGAAGUUGCACGAGAUCGACUUGGUCAAUGCCACCAAAGCCUCUCUCAUAAACCAACAGAAAACUCAUAAAGUCGUAACUUUCGAGAAACCACACUGCGUUUUAAAUGUUAGAAACCAGUUGUAACUUUAAGCUUUCAAUGAUUACACGCAUGCGUUUCUCUUGCGCGAGCCUUUGAUCUUAAUGCUUUUUAUAAUAAAUACUUCCACCGUUCCUUAAAAUUACAUAUUCUAGAAAAAAAUUUUGUUUCAAAAAAAUCUAUAUUUUAUAUUUUCAAUACAUAUUUUAUUAACUAAUUGCAAAUUUCAAAAAGCUUAAUUGCACUAGUUAAAUUUUUAUUGGUUUAAAAUUAUGGAAAAAAAAUAAACACAAAAAACUAUGCAAAUUUAAUAUGUUUUAUUAAGAUGCGUAAAAAAUGUAGAAUAUAUAACUUUAAGAAACAGAUAGAGUAAUUAACUUCAUAUGAAGUUACGUUAGUGAUUACGUAGACACGCGGAAUAGGUGUCCAAAUCUUCCUUUUGGAGUAAUAGUCUAAUCACAUUUUAUAAUAUUGUAAGCGGAAUUGUGUAUCUUAUUUUUAUCCUUAUAUCUUAUUACAUUUCAAACGCACGAAACAUUUUUCCUGUGCAUUUACUUUUAUAAAGAACCAACAGGCAAAUAACAUCAUCGGACAAUCUUUAACAAACAGCAACAACAAACAAAAAAAAACAGAAAAAUGUCAGAAUAUCUCUCCGAAGAACUAGCCGUCGAAAUUCUCGCGAGGCUAACCAUAAAGGAACUUGCUCGAUUCAGAUGCGUCUGCAAGACAUGGAGAAACAUUAUCGACAGCCGUGGCUUUACCGAAAGGCACCGUGACAUUUCUCCGGUGAAGUUUGUGUCGUUCUACGACAAGGGUUUCUACUUGCUUGACAUGGAAGACAAGCAUCCGGUUAUAGAAACACCUCGUAAGCUUGAUUUCCCUUUGGAUCAUCAGUCGAUGAUCGAUGAAUCCACAUCUGUGCUUCAUUGUGAUGGGACGUUAUGCGUGACCUUAAAGAAUCACUCUUUAUUGGUUUGGAAUCCAUCUUCCAAGCGGUUCAAGAUCGUACCAAAUCCCGGUAUAUAUCGAGAUUCAAAUAUCCUUGGUUUCGGUUAUGAUCCGGUUUCCAACGAUUACAAAAUCGUAACGUUUAUCGACCAGCUUGGUUCUUCCACGGCGCAUGUUUUCGAGUUCAGAACCGGUUGUUGGAGAGAGAGCGUACGGAUUCCUUAUCCUGAUUGGUAUUACAGAGAGAGAAUUGGUGCAUUCUUGGAUCAGUCCCUCUAUUGGAUUGCGUACCGGUCUAAUGUUGACCGGUUCAUCCUAUGCUUUAAUCUCUCGACCCAUGAAUACCGGAAAUUAUCUCUCCCGGUUUACAAUCAAGGUGUCACGUGUUCUUGGUUAGGCGUUACAAGUCAGAAACUUUGCAUUACAGAGGAUGUAUCAUGCGAGCAGAAGAUUUGGACUUCGGUUAUGGAGAAAACCGGGUUAUGGAACAAGAUUGCAAGCCUUUCAAUGUCGAAUUUGAUCUCUAUACAAGACCAUAUCUGCGAUUAUCAAGUAGAGUUCGUGUCGUUUACGAAAAAGAACGAUAUUGUCGUAACAUUCAGUGGGGACUGCGAUAAUGUCGAGAUGGAAGCUGAAAAACGUGUGAAGAUAAAGGUGUUCUUAUACAAAACCGGUGACAAUACAUUUCAACAAGUCCGGUUCUGUAACUCUUUAGCCGGGUUUAGGUUUCUCAGUGAAUAUGUGGAGUCUCCUGUGAUUACUGAUCACAUAUUUAUUUGAAACAAA
Brassica napus (rape) is the source of this 2219-nucleotide messenger RNA. RefSeq names its product putative F-box protein At3g16210. The transcript has a single exon. Gene Ontology annotation, molecular function: protein binding. The record is from RefSeq and is a predicted model, not a curated record. Lineage: Eukaryota; Viridiplantae; Streptophyta; Magnoliopsida; Brassicales; Brassicaceae. Bases 1122 to 2213 code for a protein of 363 amino acids.